AUGGAGUCGGUCGUGGAGCAGCUGGAGUUGGCGUAUAUGCAGCUGGAGAUGCACUGGUGCUGCUGGAGUGGAUCGCUGGUUGGUCACGGUGUUGUUGGAAUAGGUGGGGGUGCUGUUGGUGUCGGUCAGGUGCUGCUGGAGUCGGUCGCUGCGCAGCUGGGGUUGGUGGCGAUGCUGCUGGAGUCGCACGGGCGCUGCAAGAGUCAGUCGCCUGUUGGUCGUGGUGCUGCUGGAAUUGGCGGCGGUGCUGCUCAGGCACUGCUGGAGUCGGCCGUGGUGUGGGUCCUGCUGGAGUCGGUCGUGGUGCAGCUGGGGUUGGCGUCGAUGCCGCUGGAGUCGCAUUGGUGUAGCUGGAAUC
Messenger RNA from Prorocentrum cordatum, 358 nucleotides. Lineage: Eukaryota; Dinophyceae; Prorocentrales; Prorocentraceae. The record is from the annotation of a GenBank genome assembly.